Purpureocillium lilacinum is the source of this 1356-nucleotide messenger RNA. RefSeq lists its product as uncharacterized. The record is from RefSeq and is a predicted model, not a curated record. Gene Ontology annotation, molecular function: catalytic activity. NCBI's taxonomy places the organism in Eukaryota, Fungi, Ascomycota, Sordariomycetes, Hypocreales, Ophiocordycipitaceae.
AUGUCUGCGGUGGUUGCGAGAUGGAUGCGGCCGCUGGCCUCGGCGACGGCGCCGCGGGUAGGCAGCUCGCCGGUCCGGCAGCGCGUGCGGGAUCGGUUCUACUCGGCAUCGGCAUCGGCAUCGGCGCAGGGCUCGCUGCCCCUCGAAGGCUACCGGGUGUUGGACAUGACCCGCGUUCUCGCCGGUCCAUACUGCACCCAGAUCCUGGGCGACUUGGGCGCCGAGGUUAUCAAGAUUGAGCACCCUGUCCGUGGAGACGACACGCGCGCAUGGGGUCCUCCGUAUGCCACUUACAAGCCUGAGUCCGGGGCGAAGGGUCCCGGCGAGGCUGCUUAUUUCCUAGGAGCCAACCGCAACAAAAAGUCUCUCGGCCUCUCGUUCCAGCACAAGGAAGGCGUUGAGAUCCUCCACAAGCUUGUCGCGAAAUGCGACAUCCUUGUCGAGAACUACCUCCCGGGUACUCUGAAGAAGUACUCAAUGGACUAUGAGACGCUCCGCAAAAUCAACCCGGCGCUCAUUUACGCGUCCAUCACCGGCUAUGGCCAGACCGGGCCCUACUCUAACCGCGCUGGCUACGACGUCAUGGUCGAGGCCGAGUUCGGCCUGAUGCACAUCACCGGCUCCCGUGACGGCCCUCCCGUCAAAGUUGGCGUCGCCGUUACGGACCUCACCACGGGUCUCUACACGAGCAACAGCAUCAUGGCCGCUCUGCUUGGGCGUGCCAAGACGGGCAGAGGACAGCACAUCGACGUCGCCCUGAGUGACUGUCAGACCGCCACCCUGGCCAACAUUGCCAGCAGUUGUCUCAUCAGCGGCAAGCGCGACUCGGGCAGAUGGGGAACCGCGCAUCCAUCCAUCGUCCCAUACCGGUCCUUCAAGACCAAGGACGGCGAUAUUCUAUUUGGCGGCGGCAACGAUCGCCUCUUUGGCAUUCUCUGCGAUGGCUUCCACAAGCCCGAGUGGAAGGCCGAUGCCAAGUUCAAGACCAACGCAGACCGGGUCGCCAACCGCGUUGAGCUUGAGGCCGAGAUAGAGGCCAUCUCCCAGACCAAGACGACCCAGGAGUGGCUCGAGGUAUUUGAGGGCAGCGGCAUGCCGUACGCCGCCGUCAACGACGUCCAGGACACCCUCAACCACUCGCACACCCUGGCACGCAACAUGGUCGUCGAGAUGGAGCACGAGGCCUGCGGGCCCAUCAAGAUGGUCAACACGCCCGUCAAGUUCUCCGAAAGCCAGCCCUCCAUCCGCACCGUGCCCCCCAUGCUUGGGCAGCACACCAACGAGGUCUUGGGCGAGCACCUGGGCAUGGCCGAGUCGGACAUUGCGGCGCUGAAGGCACAGGGUGUCAUCAGCUAG